Molecule: messenger RNA, 2424 nt
Organism: Hemisphaericaspora subhashii
Lineage: Eukaryota; Fungi; Ascomycota; Pichiomycetes; Serinales; Debaryomycetaceae
Exons: 1
Coding region: 1-2424 (807 amino acids)
Biological process (GO): regulation of transcription by RNA polymerase II; DNA-templated transcription
Cellular component (GO): nucleus
Molecular function (GO): RNA polymerase II cis-regulatory region sequence-specific DNA binding; DNA-binding transcription activator activity, RNA polymerase II-specific; zinc ion binding
Source: RefSeq, a predicted model, not a curated record
AUGACUAAACAAAAAAGAGGUAGAUUGAUAUUAAGUUGUGACAACUGUUACUCGAGGAAAUUGAAAUGUGAUCGACAACUGCCAUGUUUAUCAUGCGUUAGACAAGAAACUGAAUGUACUUAUAGCAAAGCCGCAGAACGGAAAAAUCUAGUGAAAAAAUCAGACUCAAUUAUCAAACAAUCGGUUUCAACCAGUGCUACAAAUGUCUUUCAACAGAUCGAAGUUAUCAAGAAUCAAAUAGUGGAAUUAGAAAGUACUCUCAGGUCAAAUGCACCACCCAGUGUUAAUGGAUUGGUUGAAAAUUGUCAAAGUGGAGUUAGUCCCAUUAGCAGUAGUGCCAUAGAUGAAAUCAAUUAUGAUCGAAGUUUUGUUCCCGGUGAAGAUGGUCCAUUAAUGCUAGCACAUAGACCAUUUCCAUAUAUGCAAUUAUGUAGGAGAGAUCUUGGUGCAAAAGGAAGUUGGCUUCAAAUGAUUCGUGUGUUAAAAGAAAGAAUGAAUUUCUUGGAGACAUCAAUUACUAUUGAUGAUUUAUCUGAUGAAAAGAAGGCUGAUUUAUCUAUGAAAGCUAAACUUAUUUAUGAUGAAGGAUAUAUACCCUCUGAUGAAGAAUGUCAACUAAUUCCAUUCAAUCAAUUAAAAGAAAUUAUAAAUAAAUCUGGUUUAUCUAAAGGGAUUACUUUUGUACCUGAUGCAAAUAUAUUUGAUCCAAUGACAUCUUAUUUUCAAUUAAUUCCACCAUCUUGGGUAAAUGAUAAACUUUUAGAUAUAUUUUUCCAUGAUAUAUAUCCUCAUCUUCCCAUUAUUGAUGAAAAUGAUUUCAGAAGUGAUCUUGACCGAAUUAUUCCAACUGAUUUCCAAGGAAAUUAUCUUCAUAGUGUUCCUAAAGUAGAAUCGUCCUAUGAUUUAGCAAUAUUAGUUAUUCAUCUAGUUAUCCUUCGUGUUGCAUACCUUUCAUUAUUGAACAUCAAUAGGUCUUCUUCAGGUUCAGAAUUGGUAAUGUAUCCCGUAUCAUUGGAUGCCAUUCGAGCAGCAGAAGUCAUUAUGAAAGAAUUCGAUUUGGCUAAAAGACAACCACUUGUUGUUAUACAAGCAGGUUUGCUUUUCAGGUUAUAUUUGAACUUAUCUCCUGAGAAUCUAUUCUCAGGUAGUACUACUCAGAGUUCAAUGGGCGCAAUUAUUCAAUUGGCAUUUUCACUCGGAUUAAAUAGAGAUCCGAUACAUAUGAAUGUUACAUCAAUUAAAGAACAGAUUUUAAGAAGAAAAGUUUGGCAUUUCCUUGUGAGAAUAGAUAUAUUGAACUCGAUAUUAUUUAAUACUACUAUUACUACGGAUCCAAUGAAUAGUGAUGUCAGUUUACCUGAACUUUCUGAGGUUUUUUCAAACUCAAGAAAUAUCAAAUUAGAACAAGAUAUUAUAGAUUCAUUUCAUAAAUUCCAAAGUUUGUUAUUAAUAUGUUAUAAACUUGCCAAGAUCCAUCUACUGGUAAAUGAAUCUUUCAAUAUAACUGAAAUAAUUAGUUUACUUUCUCAAUUAGAACAUGACGAGAAUCUAGAAUCAAAGACAAUAGUUGAAUUAUUGAAUGGUGAUAAUUUCAUGGACUUAUUUACCUGUCGAAUGUUCAUUAGAAUAAAGUUAUAUUGUUUUUAUAACUAUUAUUUAUUAUAUUUAUAUUAUGAAGCUAAAGGUAAUUGUACAUUACAAUCUUAUUAUUUUGGUAAAUCAUUACAAAUCUUAUUAGCAGAUUUAAAUGAUUUAUCUACCAAUUUAAUCCAAAGAGAUGAUUCUUAUAAAUUUUCAAUAUUCAUUAUACCAAUCCUUCAUAUUUAUAUCCAUUUAUUAUUUAUGACAUUUAUUCCAUUUAAGAAUAGAUUAAGUUGCUCAAUUGUUGAAUUAACCAAGAAUCCAACUAGUUUUGAUAAAUCACAAGGAGAAUCCCUUGAAUCAUUUACUAAAUGUUUAAUAGACUGUCUGGAAUCUAUUAGAUUCUUUUUAUUGAAUCGAGUUAAAGUAUUAGGUGAAUUAGCCGAGAGUUAUAUGUAUUCAUUACAUAUUUCUCAUGUUUAUUCCAAUUGUAUGAAAUUAUAUGAGAAUCGAAUGAAACUGAAUCAAGAAAGUUCAAUUAAGAUUCCCAUGAUUAAAUUAUCACAAAUUGAAAUUGAAAAAUUAACUCAAUUAAUUAGAAGAAAUUUACAUUAUAAUAAUGUUAAUGAGAAAGAUAUUUGGACGGGGUCAGAUGAAGAAAUAAUUAGGGAAAUGCAAACAGAAAACUUUUGGUAUCAAUUUAGAAGGAUUACAACUGAAGAAAUGGUAACCAGUUCUUGGAUUGAAAAGUCUAAGAAUUUCAAUAAGACCGAUUUUGGGUUUAAUUUUAAUCUUGAACUUUUUGAAAGUUUCUUACAAGAUGAUGCAUUUCAAGUUAAAUAA